Messenger RNA from Polistes dominula (European paper wasp), 3616 nucleotides. RefSeq names its product Epidermal growth factor receptor pathway substrate 15 (gene Eps-15). Gene Ontology annotation, cellular component: plasma membrane; clathrin coat of coated pit; cytoplasm. The record is from RefSeq and is a predicted model, not a curated record. Lineage: Eukaryota; Metazoa; Arthropoda; Insecta; Hymenoptera; Vespidae. Gene Ontology annotation, molecular function: cadherin binding; calcium ion binding. Gene Ontology annotation, biological process: endocytosis; endosomal transport.
AAAUGUUAAAAGUAACUCAAUUAUAAUAUUUAUUUAAAUGUAAGUUUGAAAACAUAUAUCAAUAGUGGAAAAAGGAUGAAAGACCGAUUUCGAUACUAAUGUCGUUAAUGCGCAGUCAGCGACAGAACUCAGAGCACAGAGAUGCCGCUCCGCAUUUAGUCUCGUCGUAGUUAAGAGGUUAAAACCUAAUGAACAUUGUAUAGUAUUCAUUUUUAUUCGAAGCGUGAUUUAUUUUAUUUAUAGGAAAGGAAGUGUGAUUACGAGUUUGUCGACAUAUCCGGCGAUAAAAAUUCGUUUACAAAAUGCCAAUUUAAGUGGUGAAAACGACAUGCUAUCGAUUGAAAGCCUGAUUGGUUAAGCCAGUGUUCGAUGCAAGUAUGGCCGCCCUGCCAUCACCCACGCAGGUGGCUGGAAGCCAUACUGCCAUAUAUGAAGCAUAUUAUAAUCAGGUUGAUCCUAAUGGAUAUGGACGAAUUGGUUCGAUGGAGGCAGCAAGAUUUUUGAAAAAAUCUCAACUGAGCGAUGUUAUUCUCAGUAAAAUAUGGGAUAUGGCAGAUCCACAAUCUCGUGGAUCAUUGGAUAAGUCUGGUCUUUUCGUGGCCCUUAAACUUUGUGCGUUAGUACAAGCUGGACAUGAAUUAAGCAUGAACAAUUUAAAUUUAGAAUUACCUCCUCCAAAGAUGGGAGAUAUUCCUAUCAUACCACAAAAAAAUAUUUCUAAUACAUUACCAAUAAUAACAUCCAUUAACAAUGGAGACUGGUCCAUCAAGCCUAAUGAAAGAGCAAAGUAUGAUCAGUUGUUUGACAGUCUUCAACCUUCAAAUGGCUAUAUACCUGGAAAUAAAGUUAAAGGUGUUCUUAUGGACAGUAAACUUCCUUUAGAUACGCUUGGAAAAAUUUGGGAUUUAGCAGACAUGGAUAAAGAUGGUAUGCUGGAUAGACACGAAUUUAUAGUUGCUAUGCAUCUUGUGUAUAAAGCAUUAGAAAAGUAUGCUAUACCUAGUGUAUUACCUCCUGAGUUAAUGCCACCUGGUAAAAGAAAGGACCUUUCUUUGCUGGUAUCUAAAUCACCUGUACCUAUGACUAUACCAACGAUGACACCACCACCAAUUCCACCUUUACCAAACAUAUCAGCAGGAAAAAAUGUAUCUGGUCCAAUUGAUACGAUGAAGCCUAGUGCACAGCCUUGGGUAGUUUCAGCCGAAGAUCAAAUAGCAGCUGAUAAACUGUUUUUGCAAGCAGAUAUGGAUAUGGACGGAUUUGUCUCUGGCUUUGAAAUUAAAGAUGUCUUCCUUCAAAGUGGACUUUCACAACCUGUAUUAGCUCAUAUAUGGAGUUUAUGUGAUACAUGUCAAAGUGGAAAAUUAAAUAAAGAACAAUUUGCUUUGGCAAUGUGGUUGAUAAAGCAAAAACUUAAGAAUAUUGAUCCACCAGCGACUCUUAAACCUGAAAUGGUACCUCCGUCUUUGCGAAAAGGUGGAGAUCUUAUUAUGGAAAACAAUAAUAUCUCAGGAUAUUCUAAUCCAGAAUUAGAUAUGAUAAGUAAGGAUAUAGCGGAGUUAACACGAGAAAGACAUAGCAUGGAACAAGAUAUAGCUCAAAAAGAAGCUGAUAUUAAGAUUAAAAAUGGGGAAAUAAAAAGUCUUCAAAGUGAGUUGGACACAUUAGCUGCUACCUUAAAACAAUUAGAAAAUCAGAAGGGUGAGGCACAGAAGAGAUUAAGUGACCUAAAAGCACAGACAGCUGAUGUAGAUAGAGAUUUGAUUGAAGUGGAGAGCAAGAUUUGCAAGGAACAGAAGAAGGUUAACAAAUUACGGCAACAAGCUGAAGAACAAGAGUCAGUGUUACGUGCUCAGGAGGAAGAACUCAAUUCCAAACGCCAAGAACUUGAGGGGUUGAGACAAGAAGAACAACAGUUAGAGCUACAACAGCAUAAAAGCAGGGACCAAUUAAAUGAGCUUACGAAAAACUUGCAAGAUACACAAUUACAAAUUAGUCAAGCAAAAGCUAAAAUUACACAUUUGCAAGAACAACAGCGGCAAAUGAGUGAUGCUAUUGCACUUUAUGAUUCUGCACUUGCUACAGCAGAUGCCACUCUUGUACCUGAUACUAGUCUACAAUUUAAUCCAGAGAUCGAAGAUAUAGAGUACGAUGAAAAAGAAACUAAAAAUGUCAAUGAAGAAAAUAAAGUAGAUACAUUUACAAAUGCAAAUGGAACUGCUGGCGUUUUUGAUGGAUUUGAUAGUCAAGAUGCUUUUUCAUCAAAGAAAGCUCAAGAAGCAUUUUCUUCGUCUACUCCUGAUCCAUUUGGAAAUACAUUCCCAUCACAAUCAGCAACGGGUGAUUUUACUAAUGAUCCGUUUACUGCAUUCGAUAACACUAACCCUGUCAAGCAAGAUCCAUUUGAUCCUUUCGGAGAUAGUAAAAGAAAUGACCAGAAAACUGGUGUAACUGCACCAGCGGUAACAAAGGAUCCAUUUGGAGAUGACCCAUUUGCAAAUCUUCAUGCUCCACCACGACCAGAAAGUCCUAGCCCUGCUCUUCCACCUAAAAAAGCUAAACAACCACCACCAAGGCCUGCACCUCCACGACCAUCGCAAGGUCCAACAGGAUCUUUGAGAGCAGCCCCAGUUCCAGCUCCUCCUACACCAUCUCCCACUCCUGAUCCAUUUGCAAAUGCAAAUUCAGAUCCUUUUGCCGUACAACAACCAGUUAGAGACAACAAUAAUAUCAGUAAUUUCACAGGAUCAUCUACAGAAUUCGCAGAUUUUGCAAAUUUUGAUUCAAAGCCGGAAUCAUCGCUCAAUCGAACAGCGCCACCCAGACCAGUGAGUCGGCCACAUGCACCAGUGACACUAAUAACGAAGCUGCCGGACUUUACGGAAGAUCCCUUCAGGAAUUACCGAUACGAAGAUCCAUUUAAUAUAACAGACCCUUUCUCUGAUGAGGCAGAAGAUUCUAAUGCAAACAAAAAUACCACAACGAACACGGUGGACCCAUUUGGAUUUGGAUCUACAUCAUUAUCAAAUACUACAAAUUCUUUGGUAAAAGGAUUCGAUGCUGAUUUUGGUAAAGCAUUUUUUGACCGAAAUAAGAAUAUAAAAUCAUCUGAAAUUGAUACUUUCUCUAGUAACAAGACCAAAACAAUUGAUAUUGAUGAAGCAUUUUCAAAUAAAUGUGACAAAAGUGAAAAAUGGCAGGCACAGGAAAUAACGCAUAAUUUAAACGUUAAACUAAAUCUUAAUGAUAAUAAAAAAACUAAAAAUGACGUUGAUAACAUUUGGAAUGGUACUGCACCUCUUGCAUUAACAGAAGACGAACAGGUUGCUUGGGCAGCUAAGCAAAGUUUAAUAACUGAAGAGGAAAGACGUAGGCUCAAGGAACAAGAAGAAGCUGAAUUAGCUCUUGUUCUUGAAUUAAGUAAACGAGACAAAUCUGGAAAAUAAGAUUUCUUUUAUUUUUUGUUACGAUAAUUUAUGAUAUUGGAUUUACUGAUUUAGUAUGACUUUAAAUUCAAUGACUUAUUAAAUUUUCAUUAAAAAUUAAAGAUAAAGAAGUUAUAUAUAUAUAUUAUUUCCAAUUACCAACAAUGUAUUUGGAUAAAUUGAACAAUUUU